UGAGGGCGGCGUCAGUGAGGGUAUAAAAGAAGCAGCAGAAGCUCGUUCUCGAGCAGAUUAACAUAAAAAGGGCUUCCUUUUUCAUCUUCUUCCUCAGAAGUAGCAGGAGGACUAAUAGUAGGUGCUAAUUUCAGGAAGAGUUAGAAGGUAUUUCAUGGAUGAUUGGUAGUCAUCCUAGGCAUGGACUUCCGUCGGCCCUAUGGAUUAUACAAUGCAGAAAUCUCCUGUGAAUUGCCUUCACCGAGAAAUAUAGUGCCUACCGAAUGGACAUUUGAUCCCAUCAAAGUAGCUUUUGCUAAUGCAUUGGACUCCCCUCUUUCUUGCCAAUUCGAGUGCAAUAAUUUCUCAAGGCCGGCCAACAGUCAUGAUCUGUGGUUAGACUCCAUCAGUGCGUUUGAGCAGGAACUUUCCCUAGAUCAUCUUCAAGCGGGUAACAUGGCGACAUCAGAUUCAGUUUAUGUGGCUUCCCAUCAGAGCAUCAAGCAUGCUUUACAAGAGAUCGAGAUGGUUCUCAUGGCGCCCGAUAGUGAUGAACCAAAAACUAAUAUUGUCUAUGAGACAGAUGAAAACAAACAACCCCAGCCUAUAAAGCAGUGGUUCUUGACUGAUGAGAUCCAACCGGAUCAGCAUCUCUCUGCUAUAGCGAAUUCAGAUCAUGAACUCCGUCCGGGGAAGCGUCUUCGAGGGAUGAGCAAGCAAUCAGAUGGUCAUGUGGAGCUGCUUCUCAACAAAGAACCAAAAGGUGAUGUGAAACAGCUGCUGAUCAAGUGUGCCGAAGCCUUAUCUGAGAAUAAGAUGGAUGCAUUUGAAUCAUUAGUAGGAGAAGCCCAGAGUCUUGUUUCCAUUGGCGGUGAGCCUAUCCAACGUCUCGGUGUGUAUGUGCUGGAAGGGCUCGCUGCAAGGCAAAAGGUUUCUGGCUCCAACAUAUACCAAACACUACAGUGUCACCAACCAACUAGCAAGGAACUUCUGUCAUACAUGCGAAUCAUGUACGACGUCUGCCCGUUCUUCAAAUUUGGAUACAUGGCCGCCAAUGGAGCAAUUGCCGAUGCGCUAAAGAACGAGAACAAGAUCCACAUUAUAGACUUUCAGAUCGCGCAAGGAACCCAAUGGAUCACUCUGAUACAGGCACUAGCCGUAAGACCUGGGGGUCCUCCUCAUGUGAGAAUAACCGGAAUCAAUGAUCCAGAAUCGAUGCACGCCCAUGGCGAUGGAUUGCAGCUAGUCGGGAAGAUGUUGUCUGACAUGUCGAGAAAGUUUAAAAUUCCCCUCGAGUUCAAAUUGUUUGCUGCACACAGCUCUGUGGUUACCAAGGAGCUGCUGGGCAUUAGGCCCGGUGAAGCACUGGCAGUGAACUUCACUCUCCAGCUGCACCACACACCUGAUGAAGGCGUGGAUGUGAGCAACCCCCGGGAUGGAUUGCUAAGGAUGGUCAAGGGCCUGUCGCCCAAAGUGACAACCUUAGUGGAGCAGGAGUCCAACACCAACACAACGCCAUUCCUGACCAGGUUCGUGGAGACACUGGACUACUACUCUGCGAUGCUCGAAUCGAUCGAUGUGACGCUGCCGAGGGACAGCAAGGAGAGGAUCAAUUUGGAGAAGCAUUGUUUGGCAAAGGACAUAGUGAACAUCAUUGCUUGUGAAGGGAAGGAGAGGGUAGAAAGGCAUGAGCUGCUGGGUAAGUGGAGGUCGAGGUUUACCAUGGCAGGUUUUCAGCCUUACCCACUGAGCUCGUAUGUGAACUCAGUGAUAAAGACUUUGUUAGGAUAUUACAGAGGUAACUACACAUUGGUAGAGAGAGAUGGGGCAAUGUUGUUGGGGUGGAAGAAUAGGAACCUGAUCUCAGCUUCUGCUUGGCACUGAGAGGAAGAUUCAGUAUUUGAAGCAGUGAGGAGCCUGAUAAUUGUUUAUAUGUACUCAUUUUUUUUUUAAAAUAAGUAUUCGAUGCGGCUGUGGAUCUAUCUGUUUGCCACAAUUAUCUUAGAACUAAUGAGUAAUUGAUGAGAGGAAGAAUCGUGUUAAACUCAUAUUUAAGUUCAUAUCAAUUACUCAGCCCCGUCCGAGUUCAAAUUGAAUUUCAAAUUCUCAUUCCUGAGUUCACAUCAAAUACUCAUCUGAUCGGGAGAGAUUGCGAUAUGUUCGCCUUCGUAAAGUCAACUGUGCAUAGAGGCGCGGCGAUGAGGAUGUUGUAGGGGACGAGGUCGGAGGUGAUCGAUCAUGGCCAUCAAAGUUGGCGGAUUUGACAUAGGUGGUGAGGAGGCCGUUGAAGGACAUGGCACGGCUCAGACGAAGCCAAGAUUAGGGAGCUUGCGGAAGGUCGACAUAAUAAUAACUUGUGCAUUCCUUAAUCCGUAUGAAUUCUAAGAAAUUGAAAGAGAAUUCUAAACAGGAAAUACACAAUUUUGAGCA
This is a messenger RNA of Zingiber officinale, 2409 nucleotides long. Its product is annotated as chitin-inducible gibberellin-responsive protein 1-like. NCBI's taxonomy places the organism in Eukaryota, Viridiplantae, Streptophyta, Magnoliopsida, Zingiberales, Zingiberaceae. The record is from RefSeq and is a predicted model, not a curated record. Bases 181 to 1863 code for a protein of 560 amino acids. Gene Ontology annotation, biological process: regulation of DNA-templated transcription. The transcript has 2 exons. Gene Ontology annotation, molecular function: DNA-binding transcription factor activity; sequence-specific DNA binding. Gene Ontology annotation, cellular component: nucleus.